This is a messenger RNA of Durio zibethinus, 3098 nucleotides long. RefSeq names its product putative inactive receptor kinase At5g58300. NCBI's taxonomy places the organism in Eukaryota, Viridiplantae, Streptophyta, Magnoliopsida, Malvales, Malvaceae. Gene Ontology annotation, molecular function: ATP binding; protein binding; protein kinase activity. Gene Ontology annotation, biological process: protein phosphorylation. The record is from RefSeq and is a predicted model, not a curated record.
UCUCUUUACUGAACAAAGAAUAAUGCAACUUUUCCUUUUUUCUUUAUGAUGAUGUUUUCUUUUUUCCUUGGAUUCUUUUCCUACCAAUUUGCUUUUGAAUAUGACAGACCUCUUCUUUGAUGUCUUUUAAACUUGUAAAUGCUUGUAAAUUUUUUUAAAUUUGGGCCCACUUAAUAUGCUAACACUGUCAAAUAAUGACUGCAUAAUUUGCUUUACCACCUUUAAGUUGACAGGACUGCAUAGUUUAUGAUCUCUGCUUCCCUGAUACGUGUUCAGCUCACUAUGUUGCAUCGUUUUCUAUAGCUGAAUCAGGAAGGCAGCAGAAACUACUCAAGUCUGACAGGCGUUAUUGCCUAAUCUUCGUACUGAACAAAUCUCCAUGAAGUUCCAGCCCUUCAUUUCCUUGCUUUUCCUUCUAUUGUCUCUGCAUAAAUUUCCUGAGGUUGUGGCGGACCUGAAUUCUGACAGUCAAGCCCUCCUUGACUUUGCUGCUGCUGUCCAACAUGCUCGAAAACUGAACUGGAAUGCAACUAUCCCAGUUUGCACGUCUUGGGUUGGCAUAACUUGCAAUUUAAAAAAAUCCGGUGUUAUUGCCAUCCAUCUCCCAGGUAUUGGACUUUCUGGCCCCAUUCCGAUCAAUACCAUAGGAAAGCUUAAUGCUCUCACGAUCCUCAGCCUUCGAUCCAACAACCUCAAUGGAAAUCUUCCUUCUGAUAUCCCCUCCAUUCCUUCCCUCCGUUGCCUAUUCCUCCAACACAACAACUUCUCUAGUGUCUUCCCCACCUCUCUUUCCCCCCGGUUGAGUGUACUAGAUUUCUCCUACAAUUCAUUCACUGGAACCAUUCCAACUACAAUUCAGAGUCUCACACGGCUCAAAAUUCUGAACCUCCAGAACAACUCCAUAUCCGGAGCCAUUCCCAAUCUCAAUCUCCCAAGUCUCCAAGUUUUAAAUUUCAGCUAUAAUAACUUGAGUGGAUCUAUUCCAAAUUCCCUCCAAAGAUUUCCUUCUUCUUCAUUUUUUGGGAAUCCGUUGUUAUGUGGUUCGCCUGUAAAGCUUUGCUCCACAGUCUCCUCUUCACCUUCUCCUUUUCCCUCUUACUUUCCAAGCCCACCAACAGUUUCUCAAAGUCGACAUGCUACUUCAAAAAACAAACUAGGUGCUGGCGCCAUCAUUGCAAUAGUAAUUGGGGGCUUAGCAUUUCUGCUUCUACUGCUAGUAGUGAUCUUUAUACGCUGUUUGAAGAGGACAGAAAGUGGGGGCAGUGGCUUGCUGAACAGAAAAAUCUCUGCAGCUGGAAAGAGUGAGAAGCCUAAUGAUUUUGGAAGUGGAGUACAGGAAGCUGAAAAGAACAAAUUGUUCUUUUUUGAAGGAUGUUCUUACAACUUUGAUCUUGAGGAUUUGUUGAAGGCUUCAGCUGAAGUUCUUGGCAAGGGGAGUUAUGGAACGACAUAUAAAGCUGCAUUGGAGGAGGGGACACAAGUGGUAGUGAAAAGAUUGAAGGAAGUUGCAGUUGGGAAAAGGGAAUUUGACCAGCAAAUGGAAGUUCUUGGGAGGGUUGGACGACAUCCAAAUGUUGUGCGACUUCGUGCCUAUUACUAUUCAAAGGAUGAGAAGCUGUUAGUUUACAACUACAUGCCAGCCGGUAGCUUGUUCUCGCUCCUGCAUGGAAACAGGAGUACAGGGAGAACUCCACUGGACUGGGAUUCAAGAAUGAAGAUUGCCCUGGGAACCGCUAGAGGAAUUGCGCACGUUCAUACCGAGGAUGGUGGUAAAUGCACCCAUGGCAACAUCAAGUCCUUGAAUGUCCUCCUCAGCGAUGAACUUGAGGCUUGUGUCUCUGAUGUUGGCUUGGCUCCUCUGAUGAAUGCACCUGUAACCAUGUCUCGUAUCGUUGGAUACCGUGCUCCAGAGGUGAUUGAAACACGCAAAGUAAAUCAAAAGUCUGAUGUUUACAGCUUUGGUGUGCUCCUCCUGGAAAUGCUGACUGCGAAAGCUCCCCUCCAGCCUUCAGGACAUGAUGGUGUGGUCGAUCUUCCGAGAUGGGUCCGUUCUAUUGUGAGGGAGGAAUGGACAGCUGAAGUCUUUGAUGUGGAGCUGUUGAGAUUCCAACAUUUCCAAGAGGAAAUGUUACGGAUGCUUCAGAUUGCGCUAGCAUGCGUGGCGAAAACACCAGAAAAGCGUCCAAAAAUGGAUGAAACCGUUAGAAUGAUAGAGGACAUACGACAAUCUGAAUCCAAGAACCGGACAUCCUUAGAGGCAGAAUCAAUCAUCCAAACACCCUGAUUUGCAACAAAACUUCUGCUCAUGGAACUCAAAUAUUCGAUUCUCUAGUCUUUCUGGGAGAGCUUCUUCUUUUUUCCUCAUUUGUUGGGGAAUAACUAUUUCCAAAUUGCCAUGGAUUUGACUUACAAGCUUCAAUCAAUGCUCUGAACCCAUGAAUCUAUGAUCUUUUGAUGAAAGUGUCAUCCUCAAUCAACUAUAAAUGUUUCCAUCAUUGCAAUACAGGAUAAUAUGACCAAAAACUUAUUAAUAUGGAAAAGUGAUGUCUAUGAUCAAGAAAAAUAGACAUUUUUGAACUUCCAUGCCAUAUUUAGUAGUUAGUUACAAGAUUUCCUUAUAACAAAUGAUAACUAACAAACUCAUUCUGUCAAAAAUGGAACAUGAAAAGGCAAAGACUCGGGAGUUAGAGAUAGACAUAAUCCAUCAAAAGAUGGCACCUCAAAUCCUAUAUUCUCGGUUCACAUCCUUUGGUUCUUCUAUUUUUCGUUCCUCCAAUUUUUUUUCUUUUUUUUCCCCCUAUUUUCCCUUGGCGGCAUGGAGGGCUGUCAUGACAGGGUUUCAUUGAAAAUGCUUUGAUUGCAAAGAAUAUCAUAUCCAAAGGAUCCCAAGGUAAAAGUUUUUGGUCAUUUAUUAUUCUUAAUACAAUGAUAAUCAACUUUGCUGCAAAUUUUUGUUUGUAUUAUAUUUAUAAAGAUUUCGUGCAAAACAUUUUAUUUUCCUUCCUUCGCUAUCCUUAAAUCUCUGUUGAAGAAUGAAACUGAAAAGAGAAGGAUUAGCAGCUCCCGUUUACAUUAGGCUAUUAAGGUAGCACAUUGAA